AUGGAGGAGAAUGAUGAUCAUGCUGCGAUCUCCAUGAGCGCCAUGGCUCACAAGAAGCUCGACGAGGCCAAGACGAGCAUGGACGCUACAAAGCUUCGAGAGGUGAACUCCAAGACAACCCACCUCCUAGGCAAUAUCCGCUCAGCCUUGAUCAACAUCUCGGAUCUCAAGCGCGCCAAGCAGUGGCGUGAGAAUGUUGAAAAGCUCCAGAGCGAGUACAAGAUGCCUCGGUUUGUCAUCGGCGUUCUGGGAGAUACCGGAUCUGGCAAGAGCUCCCUCAUCAAUGCUGUGUUGGAUGAGGAAAGAGUUGUUCCGACCAACUGCAUGCGGGCCUGCACAGCUGUCAUCACGGAGAUUUCGUGGAAUGACUCCGAUAAUCCGAGGAACAAGUAUCGAGCCGAAAUUGAGUUCAUUACCCAGGCUGAAUGGACGACCGAGGUCAUCGCCCUCCACCGCGAUAUCCUUGACCACGACGGCAAGCUUUCUUCGGAUAUCAGAAAUGCGGACAGCGAUGCUGGAAUCGCAUAUUCGAUCUUGAAGUCUGUCUACCCAAAGCAUACUGAUCAGCAGCUCAGAGACAUCGACCCUGCUGUUCUUGCAAACUUCACAAAGGUGCGAGAGGUGAUUGGAAAGACCAAGGUUGUGGAAGAAGCCGAAUGCGGUCCUUUCUACACCAAGAUCCAGGCUUUCGUGGACUCGGAGGAGAAGCGCAACAAGUCCGGCACAGGAGUUGAGAAUGCUGAGCCUCAGGAGCUGGAGAUGGCGUAUUGGCCCCUCAUCAAGGUCGUUCGUGUGUUCCUGAAGUCAGAGGUCGUAUCGACCGGCGUGGUUAUUGUGGAUCUGCCUGGAGGACGCGACUCGAACGCUACCCGUGCUGCCGUCGCCGCAAAGUAUGUCAAGGAGUGUUCGAGACUGUGGGUGGUCGCACCCAUCACCCGUGCGGUCGAUGACAAAACGGCCAAGACCCUCAUGGGUGACCACUUCAAACAGCAAUUGAAGUACGACGGUGCUUACAACAACAUCACCUUCAUCUGUACCAAAGCAGACGACAUUGCUCUGGAUGAGGCAGCCCCGAGUCUUGGCUUAGUGGAUGUCAUGGCGAAAGAGCAGGACCGAAAGGACGCAAUGGAAGUUGAAAUUGAGCGCAAGAAGAACGAGCUGAAAACUCUCGAGGUCCAGAAAGUGAGCGCCCAAGAGAAGUACAGCAGCAUCAGCUACGAUUACGAUACUUGGAAUGGACUUCACAAGCAAGUUUCGAAGGGACAGAUGACCUUUGCUCCAAUGGAGUCUCCUCGCAAGCGGAAGCGGUCCCAGCCUCGCCCCACAAUAGGACCUGCAAUGACUAAGAAGGUAAAGAAAGAGUCUGAUCUAAGUGACACGGAGGAAAGCACCGAUGACUCGGAUCUCGACGCCGAUGAGUCCAACAAUGAUGAUGACGGGGACGGACCCGAGCCUUUGUCAGCCGCAGAGACGCUCAAAAAACUUGAGGAACUCAAAGCGUCCAAGAAGACUGCUCGUGAGGAGAAGCGUCAAGUAACCAGACAGAUGGCUCAGAUCAAGAAGGACAUCAAGGAUAUUAGCAAGCAGCGUUCGGCUAUCAAGAUCAACAUGUACCGAACUUGCAUUCAAGGCCGUAAUGAGUACUCUCGCGAGGCGAUCAAGGAGGACUUUGCGUUUGGUUUGAAGGAGUUCGAUGAAGAACUUCUGGCUGAGCAGCAGCAAGAAAUCAGAACUCGCCAGCAGGUCGAGGUGGAGAACCCCGACUACGAGGAAAUCGGCAAACACUUGCCCGUCUUCUGCAUCAGCAGCCGCGGCUACCAGCAGUUGCGAGGUCGCAUGAAAAAAGACCAUCGUGUUGUGGGCUUCACUUCCCUCGAUGAUACUGGAGUUCCGGGCCUUCGUGGCCACACCCUUGAGCUGGCCGCGACCAUCCAGGCCAGCCACUUUCGCCACCAUCUCAGCGAGAUUUGCCGUCUGCUGGGAGCGCUGGAUCUCUUUUUGGCGGGAGACGCCGCUAACCUUAAGCUUUCUGAUAAUGAGAAGAAGCAGGAAACCAAGAGCUUGGGAACUGCUCUGACCAAGCUGGGAAAGGCACUCGGUGAAGCUGUUACAAAGUGCAUGGAAGAUUGCAAGGCAGUCGUUGGGAAGAAUGUCCUGAAGAAAACCAGCAAGGGUGCCGCGAAAGCCUCUGAGAAGGCCGUGUCUACUGCUGAAGGUUGGGGCGCGAAGCACGACGCCGGAGGUCUUCGCUACGGCACAUACAAGGCCACCUGCCGUCGCUUUGGUACCUUCAAGGGUGCAGCGGGCCUCCGUGACUUCAAUGAGGAUCUUCUCAAGCCCAUGAAGAACUUUACUGCCCAGGAAUGGGACUUGGCCUUCAACAGCCGCUUGCCUGAUAAAAUUUUGGCACUUGCCAGUUCUACCAAGCAUCUGAUCGACUCCUUCCAUGAGCGCAUGAAAGAUCGCCGGUUUCUCGUCGAGAAUAACGACUUGGUGAACGGAUUUCUCGUUGUUAUUCUGGCCGCUCAGAAGGAGAAGCUCGCCCAUACCGCCAAGAAGCAUCAGAAGUUGAUCCAGAACGCCCAAAAGGACGCCAAUCGUCUCUUCGGCCCCGUCGUCCAGCGGGCCAUGCGGGUAGCUUAUGACGAUUGCGUCGACUUCAAAGGAACCGGAUCUUUCAUCCUCAUGAAAGACCGCAUGAAGACUCAUGUCGAAUCGCAGAAGGAUAGUAUGUUCAAGAACGCCGCCGGAGAUGUAGAGAAGGCCGUCAACGACAUGCUCACGACCCUCGAGAAGACGAUCCGCGACGACACCAAGAGCAUUGUGAACACCAUGCAGGAGGACUACGUCGGUCUGAUUGGAGAGGUGGCUUCCAAGGCCGACAAUCGCGCCCGAAAGGUGCUGAGCCCUGUGCUCCGCGACUUUUACAAGAACCUGAUUGUCGCCCUCACUCCCGCCAAGGAAGAGGCCGCCACCCCCGAGCCGAUCGACCUUGAGCUUGACGUGGGUGAUGGUAGCGACGACGAGUACCAGCCCGAUGAAGGCAUGAGUGAUUGA
Molecule: messenger RNA, 3057 nt
Organism: Colletotrichum orchidophilum
Lineage: Eukaryota; Fungi; Ascomycota; Sordariomycetes; Glomerellales; Glomerellaceae
Exons: 7
Coding region: 1-3057 (1018 amino acids)
Source: RefSeq, a predicted model, not a curated record